AGCUAGCUCCUUUAUCAGGGGGAUCCCCAAGGGUAUAUGUGUGAAAUAGGAUGCUAAGGUCCAACCCUUUAUCUGCUGCAAUCUAAGGAUAAGUAUAGAUCUGUAAGUCAGAGCCUCUCUCUCUGUUUGUUGGUGAUAAGGUCGUUGUUAUUCAGAGAUUCCAUACUCUCCCAAGCUGCCAUUUUUCUUGCCGGAAUCUUCACUGGGACUUGACGCUGGAAAUGGGUUUGUUUCAGAACGAGUGAGAACAAAAAAUGGGUGAGGAAGAGGGAAGGAGAAAAGCCAUAACAGACCAGGAUUCGCUGGAGUCGUUCGCCGGAGGCUUCAGUAUCCCUCAAGCUGUGAAGCUUCUAUCUUCCUUGAUUUCUCUUUCUCAUUCAGUCCGGGUCUUCGCGGCAAAAUGGCAACCGAUUCGGAACAAGCUCGAGGAGCUCCAUUCAGGGCUAAUCGCCGCCGAGAACUGCGAUUCCGGCGAGAACCCGUCGCUCUCCGGUCUGGUUCCUGCGAUACUGGCCACCGUGAAUGAUUGUCAUGAUCUCGCUCGCCGCUGCGUUGAUCUUUCGUACAGCGGGAAGCUUUUGAUGCAGAGCGAUUUGGAUGUGAUGUUCGCCAGGUUCGCUUGUCACGUGAAGAAGCUAUCAGAGGUAUACUCGGCUGGUAUUUUGACUCACAAGUAUGCCCUCGUUGUUUCAAGGCCUAGUCUUGGAGCUUGCAAGGAUGAUAUGAGGUUUUACAUGAGGGACUUGCUGACGAGAAUGAAGAUUGGCGAUGUGGGAAUGAAGAGGCAGGCUCUGAUGAAUCUGCACGAGGCCGUGGCGGAAGACGAAAAGUAUGUGAAAGUGAUUGUGGAAAUAGGAGAUAUUGUUCAUGUUCUGGUGAAAUUUCUUGAUUCGCCGGAGAUGGAAAUCCAAGAAGAAUCUGCCAAGAUGCUUUCUGUUAUCGCAGGCUUUGAUUCCCACAGAGGGAUUCUGAUCACAUCUGGGAUUAUUGCGCCUCUGAUCCGAGUUUUGGAAUGUGGGAGUGAGUCAGGGAAGGUUGGGGCUGCCAGGUGUUUGAUGAAAUUAACGUCCAAUUCAGACAAUGCCUGGUCGGUUUCAGCUCAUGGGGGAGUCACGUGCUUGCUCAAAAUCUGCUCUAAUGGAGAACCCAAAGGAGAAUUGGUUGCUUCUGCUUGCGGGGUGCUGAGAAAUCUUGUGGGUGUUGAAGAAAUAAAGAGAUUCAUGGUUGAAGAAGGUGCCGUUUCUGCGUUUAUCAGGCUUGUGAAAUCCAAGGACGAAGCGAUUCAGGUAAAUUCCAUACAGUUUAUUCAAAGUAUAGCCUCUGGAGAUGAACAGGUUAGGCAAAUGGUGAUUAGAGAAGGUGGCAUUCGGGCUAUAAUACGUAUUCUAGAUCCUAAAUGGUCAUGUUCUUCUAAAACCAGGGAGAUAGGAAUGAGAGCUAUUGAAAACUUGUGUUUUUCUUCGUCUAGUUCUGUAAGCAUGUUAAUGAAUCAUGGCUUUGUGGAUCAACUGCUAUAUUACAUCCGUAAUGGGGAGGUUUCCAUCCAAGAAUUGGCUCUGAAAGUAGCGUUCAGAUUCUGUGGAACAUCAGAGGAGGCUAAGAAAGCCAUGGGCGACGCAGGUUUCAUGCCAGAGCUUGUUAAGUUUCUAAAUGCAAAAUCAUUCGAAGUUCGUGAAAUGGCAGCUGAGGCACUCUCUGCCAUUGUUAUGCUGCCCAAGAACAGAAAGAAAUUUGUGCAGGAUGACCAAAACAUCGCUCUUCUUCUCCAAUUGCUUGAUCCAGAAGAGGGAAAUUCAAGUCACAAAAGAUUCUUAAUCUCUAUCUUAAUGUCAUUAACAAGUUGUAACAGUGGGAGAAAAAAGAUUGUGAGUUCUGGGUAUGCCAAAAACAUAGAGAAACUUGCAGAAGCUGAAGUCUCAUCCGAUGCCAAGAGGCUUGUGAGGAAGCUAUCCACAAACAGAUUCCGCAGUAUGUUAAGUGGAAUCUGGCACUCAUGAAUUUUUAUUUUCUGCCCUCCCCAUGACAAGAAAAUAGCUCAGCUUUCUGUUGAGAUUGUAACCAGAAGUGUAGUGAUACCCCAAAACCAAAACAAAAAAGCUUGAUUGUAGAUUUUCUUGAGGAUACUCUGGCAUUACUUUUAGCCAUGGCAGCUCUGUACCAAAGAUGGAGAGAAUUAUAUCGCCAAAAAGAAUGUAAUUACUACUCAGUACUUACAGUUAUUUACAAUACAUCAGUUUGGAUUUGGAAGUUUUCCAGAAUAAUAUUAUAUUGUUCA
Molecule: messenger RNA, 2275 nt
Organism: Prosopis cineraria
Lineage: Eukaryota; Viridiplantae; Streptophyta; Magnoliopsida; Fabales; Fabaceae
Product: vacuolar protein 8
Exons: 2
Coding region: 255-1997 (580 amino acids)
Molecular function (GO): protein binding
Source: RefSeq, a predicted model, not a curated record